CUGUCCUUCCAGGAACUUUAAUUGGCCGUUUUCUUGGAGGCUAUAUUGUUGACAGAUUGCAAAUGUCAACUAAAGUUGUAUUGAAAUUUAUGAUGGUGUCAUCAUUUAUAUCAGUUGUACUUUUCCUAUUAACCUUUUUUUGGUCGUGUGAAACAGCAGGCUUUGCUGGAAUCGAUGAUGAUUAUGAUGGCCUUGGCAAACUUGGAAACCUCACAGCUCCGUGCAAUGAGCACUGUGGUUGCAUGAUGACUGACUAUAGUACUAUAUGUGGAAGAGAUGAGAAACAAUAUUUCUCUGCCUGCUUUGCAGGCUGCAGAGCUUCAAAACCACUAAGGAAGGAAAAGGCAUACUACAAUUGUUCUUGCAUUAAAGAAGGAUUGACAGCUGCUGAUGACGAUGGUCAAUUUUUUGAUGCUGUUUCUGGAAGAUGUAAUACCAAAUGCCUUACAUUACCUUUGCUUUUUGCCUUUUACUUUGCUGCCACAGUUUUUUCUAAUUUUUGUAGUGUACCAUCCUUCAUGAUUGUGUUGAAAAGUGUACCUGCCAGUUGGAAUUCAAUGAGUCUGGGUGUGACAUAUACAAUUUGGAGAUUCGUUGGCUCUGUUCCUGACCAUCUACUUUUUGCAUCAACGUCAGAUUAUACUUGUAAUUUCUGGAACAUUAAUUCAUGUGGGGAAAAAGGACGGUGUUGGAUCUAUAAUAAGAAAAAUUUGGUCUUCACAUUUCAGACAACUUAUAAACAUAUUGAAGACAUCAAACUGAAUAAAGGGAUUUGUGACAUCAGUGCAAGAUCCCAACAAGGGAUUAGCAUGCAAAUAUCAACAGGCCUGCUUUGUCUUUAUGGGAUUUAUCGACAUGAUUAUGUGGUAAAUGAAAAGAAUAAAAGUUUGGCUAUACAUGUAAAGGAUGAAAAAGAAAACGAAAAAAAAAAGCUUGAUUUCUAACUGAUUUCUCCAUUGGGAGUGGAGAAUCUGUGAGUUUCUGAGUUCUAAGGACAUCAGUCUUUCCUUUGAAGAUUUUGUAAGAUGCAGCUGUGCUAUAAUUUCAGAAGAAAUAACUACCAUUAAAGUAUCUAUGUGGAUCUUUAUUUUCAUAAUAAAAUAUUUGUAUGAAA
Messenger RNA from Rattus rattus (black rat), 1114 nucleotides. RefSeq names its product solute carrier organic anion transporter family member 6A1-like. Gene Ontology annotation, cellular component: membrane. Gene Ontology annotation, biological process: sodium-independent organic anion transport; transmembrane transport. The transcript has 8 exons. Bases 63 to 944 code for a protein of 293 amino acids. Gene Ontology annotation, molecular function: protein binding. Lineage: Eukaryota; Metazoa; Chordata; Mammalia; Rodentia; Muridae. The record is from RefSeq and is a predicted model, not a curated record.